This is a messenger RNA of Auanema sp. JU1783, 516 nucleotides long. The record is from the annotation of a GenBank genome assembly. Lineage: Eukaryota; Metazoa; Nematoda; Chromadorea; Rhabditida; Rhabditidae.
AUGAUAAAGUUUCGCAAGUGGUGCACUCCAGAAAUCCCGCAAUAUAUCGCUACGGGCUUCGACUCCUACAUCGAAUAUUGCGAGUCACAUGGGGUUAACGAGGUUAUAGAAGAGUACACAUCUCUUUGCUGUGAUCACACUACUAAAACCUGCGAUAUAGAUGUUGGGCCUAUCACCCCUCCAGUACGUAACCCCAGUGUCCAUGGGUUUACAUCGUCUAUGCACCAAUCCAUGAACCUACCCGCUCACUCUGCUUUCCUGCCCAAUGCUUUAGCAGUGUGUAGCCCGACUGCCGCAGGUUUAGUGUUCCCGGUCUCCCAACCCAUGAGACCUACCUCAACACCAGCCUGGGGUAGAAGGGCUAAGAACCGUGGCCGCCAUAGGUGGGGCAGAAUGCAUGUUGGAAUGCGAGGAUGGGUGAGGAGAAGGAAAUCUCUGGACGCUCGGACUACGUGCUGUAGGGGGGGUAGGCCUUGCGUCCGUAUCGAAGGUUCGAUUGGAGUGAUCACAACAUAG